AUGAAUAAUAAUAAUAAUAAUAUAAUAGAAUGUAAUAAUAUAGAUUGUAAUAAUUGUAAUAAAAAAAAUGAUGAAAAUAAUAAUAAUAAUAGCGGCGGUAGUAAUAAUAAUGAUCAUUAUGAUGCAGAUGUUGUUGGAAAGAAAGUGAACAACAACAACAAUGUUAGUGUCAGUGGAGAUAGAGUUGUUUUGAAUGUUGGUGGUCGACGAUUCGAGACCUAUAAAUCAACGUUUAGCGUGUAUCCUACUUCGCUGCUCGGUGUGAUGUUCAGUGAGCGAAACCGACAUCUGCUGUGUCCCGAUGAGAAUGGCGAGUUCUUCUUUGAUCGAUCGUCGAGCCUGUUCGAAUCGAUACUCGAUUUCUACAGAACGGGCGGCGAAUCGAUCGAACCACCAAUCGGCUACAACUGGCGACAACUCCAAAAGGAGAUAGAUUACUUUCAACUACCAAUAAUAACCACAAGAUAUAGUAAUUACUAUAUCAACACGACGACGACUAAUAACAAUAAUAAUAAUAAUAGUAAUAAUAGUAAUAAUAAUAAUAAUAAUACGACAAAUGGAAUAAUUCACUUAUCAAGUAGUACUGGUCUGUUGUUGGAUGAUCCAAUGGCAACGCUUGGUGAACGGCUAUUCAAGGUGUCGCUACAUAGAACACGCACGCAGCUUGGCGACACACUACAACGCAUCAAAGAUCAUAUCAUUGAGACAUUGUUCCGCGCGGCAGAACAAGGUAAACAAACAGAGAUCAUUCAAUUCAAAUCGACAUCGAGUGGAACCGAAGAGUUUUAUUCAUUCGUGAGUAAUCUGAGGAACAGAGAACUACUCUUGCAUGACCUCAUGAACGAAGGUCUUGACGUCUCUUUCAGUGAAGAAUUCAGUAGCUUCUAUCAUUCCUAUCUCUUUCAAGUGACAUUCUGGACGAGAUAUACAAGAAAUAGAAAUACUGAUAUGCCACCUACUGCUGAUCAAGUAUUAAAUGAAUUUAAACAAAAGAUAACACAAUUAGCAGAUAUAAUGUAUAAUAAGAAAUAA
Molecule: messenger RNA, 1032 nt
Organism: Heterostelium album PN500
Lineage: Eukaryota; Evosea; Eumycetozoa; Acytosteliales; Acytosteliaceae
Exons: 2
Coding region: 1-1032 (343 amino acids)
Biological process (GO): protein homooligomerization
Molecular function (GO): protein binding
Source: RefSeq, a predicted model, not a curated record